AUGGUUCUGAUUAGCAGAUACCCAUGUGUUAGGUGUAUUGCAAGGUCGACAACAAACCUUGCCUUAUUCGGGCGACGCGCACCAAUUUUCCAGACAUGGACCCAGAUUGCUAAAUAUUCGGGCCUCCCGUUACCGAGUACUCCUAAGAAUUCGCAAGUUAGUAGCGUUCAAGACAAUGGUUCGAGCAAGAAGCCUGCCGGAGAGCCUGGACUUGCUAUUAAGUCGUUACGGAAAGCUCUCGGAAGUGCUUCGACCACAUACUCGGUGUAUGGAGCUGCGGAAAUAAUAUUCAAGGAAUGUGCUAGGCAUGCCGCAUACAAAAUGCCCAAAGCUGGGGCUACUGAGGAGAUGCCGACCACUGAAAACGGUGAGGAGAUUGGUGUUCGUGAAGUUGAUGCCCAAUGGUACCAGGAAUUUGACCUCCCGGUAACAUUUAGUACUUGGUCCCAAGUAACAAUGCUACACAUGUACCUUCUAGUUGUACGCAUCCGAAAUAUGAGUCCUCAUCUCGUUCAACUAUGGCAAAAAAACCUGCAAGACCAGUUCUUCUUUGCCGCCGAGGAUGGAAUGGUCAUAAAUCAUGAGAUGACUUCAGGUAGUGUUAGAGCAAAAUAUCUGAAGGAUUUAUAUGUACAAUGGAGAGGUCUCAUCGCGGCGUAUGAUGAGGGUUUAGUUCGGGGGGAUGCUGUGCUAGCUGGUGCAAUAUGGAGAAAUAUAUUUCAGGCUAACAGCGAAGUAGACAUACGACAUUUAGCUCAAAUCGUGAGCUACAUCCGACAUACUCUCCAGGAUCUAGAUGGUAUCCUAGCAGUCCCAGAACUUGUAAAUUUCAAGUUUAUGAAUAUUAGUGCAGAGAAAGCCUCUAUCGCUCUGCCUAGUAAGACAAUGAGUGAACCAUUUGAGACUGAUCAUAAGAAACAAAAAGUGUGA
Molecule: messenger RNA, 930 nt
Organism: Blumeria graminis f. sp. triticale
Lineage: Eukaryota; Fungi; Ascomycota; Leotiomycetes; Helotiales; Erysiphaceae
Source: the annotation of a GenBank genome assembly